Molecule: messenger RNA, 693 nt
Organism: Acyrthosiphon pisum (pea aphid)
Lineage: Eukaryota; Metazoa; Arthropoda; Insecta; Hemiptera; Aphididae
Gene: Polr2F
Product: RNA polymerase II subunit RpII18
Biological process (GO): transcription by RNA polymerase II; transcription by RNA polymerase I; tRNA transcription by RNA polymerase III
Cellular component (GO): RNA polymerase II, core complex; RNA polymerase III complex; RNA polymerase I complex
Molecular function (GO): DNA binding
Source: RefSeq, marked provisional
UCUUUAAUCGUGUUCAGCACCACGAAGAUAGUGUUCAGCACGGACAUUAGUACAAUACUACAAUAUCUUGUAUAGUAUUCUUGUCUAUGAAUAUCUUAGUCCGUGGUAUUUAGGAUCACUUUAUUCUGUAGUGUUUCAUCUAUUCAUAAAUCAUAAUGGCUGACGAGGAAUUUGAUCACGACGAUGGUGGUGCUGAUGACUUUGAUGAAGUUGAAGAUGAUGCAGAUUUAGAUGAAUUAGAUCAGCCUGAAGAAAAUGAAGAUAACAUUGAUAUAUUACCUAUUCAAGAAGCUCAAAGUCAAGUUCAAAAGUCUAAACGAAUCACAACUAAGUAUAUGACAAAGUAUGAAAGAGCUCGGGUAUUAGGUACAAGAGCCUUGCAGAUUGCUAUGUGUGCCCCUGUCAUGGUAGAACUUGAAGGUGAAACUGAUCCAUUACAAAUUGCAAUGAAAGAAUUGAAGAAACGUAAAAUACCUAUUAUAAUUAGAAGAUAUUUGCCAGACAAUAGCUAUGAGGAUUGGGGAAUUGAUGAACUAAUAAUAGUUGACCAGUAAAAUCUAUUUUAUAUACUUUAAAAUUGUAAGAUCAUUUUUAUUUUAAUAUUACCUAAUUACAAUUAAGCUUUUUUGUUCUUUUUUCAUUGAUUUAUUCAAUGUUUGUAUCAUUUUUUAAUAAAAAGUUAAAUUUCUAUGA